GAUGUGAUAAGCUAUAUUAGAGAGACCUGCUGCUCUGUGACUCCACAACUGUUUGCUGCCUGUGAACAUGAACAUUAUCUGUGUUUUGUCCAUCUUCAUCCUGCUGCUUGCAGCUGCCAGUUCUCAGAAACCCAAACAAUGUGGAUUGUUACGUUAAACAGUAUUUCUAUUUUGGCCUUUGCAUAGAUUCUCCUCCCCUGAUGACUGGAGGUGUCACUGUGAUGGGCUUCAAUGGGCGCUUGCUGUCUACGGGAAAGAUGACCUAUGACGCUUUCGGUCAGAAGAUUCGAGUUAGAAACUUUGGCACGGUUGGAAAUGAAACCUUCGCUAUGGACCAACUAAUGUUGUUCGACAAGAAAGUCUAUUAUGAGAUUGACUGGAGCAAACUAUCUUGUACGAAGAGGCGUCUGAACGCAGAUUUCAUUCCAAUGCAAGUGCCCGAUGAUGCGGAAUUGAUGAGUCAGGUCGUUUUGGGAUCUUCCUCCUCCUGGGGAAUGGGUGUACUGGUCAACACCUGGUAUGGAAGCCUACCCGGCAAUGGCACCUAUACAAGCGUCUUCACUGAGAUUGGCUGCAUUCCCAUUACCAUCACUGGCUACACACCAGCAACGGGAUGGACCAUUGUCAGCACUUUCAAUUGGGUACUUGGCAUCACCGAUCCCAUGGAUCUGGUCCCGCCUUUCUUCUGUGCCAAGGCUCAGCUGGAAGAUCCUGAAACAGCGGACACUAUGUUCAGUGCCUUGGAGUCGCUGGCCAAAAAGACCAAGGACAUGAAGUAAACACAAUGAGUAAACAUCAAGGAUUGUAUUGAACAGCCUGCCCACAUUUCAAAGGGGAAAGAGCCAAUGCAAAUAAAGUUUAUAUUCAAUGUCAACAUCACAUGGCAUUUUCUCAAACUUUGCUUGAAAGUGUCUUUAUUUAUGCAGCAUGCCGCAUUACAUUUGGUGUUUUGUAAAUUUGAAGUUUUCUUAUGUGUGUGAUUUUUCUUUUUUUUUUGGGUCAGUUUGUGUUUUUUUGUUGCAUUUUAGAUUUUUUUGUGCCUUA
Corythoichthys intestinalis (scribbled pipefish) is the source of this 1044-nucleotide messenger RNA. RefSeq names its product ependymin-like. Gene Ontology annotation, molecular function: calcium ion binding. The record is from RefSeq and is a predicted model, not a curated record. Bases 201 to 779 code for a protein of 192 amino acids. Gene Ontology annotation, cellular component: extracellular region; lysosome. Gene Ontology annotation, biological process: cell-matrix adhesion. The transcript is spliced from 6 exons. NCBI's taxonomy places the organism in Eukaryota, Metazoa, Chordata, Actinopteri, Syngnathiformes, Syngnathidae.